UCAGUCAAGCAGAAGAAGAGGAGGUAGUGGGCAGGCUGCUGCUGGUGACAGCCGCCAGGCGAAGUGAACCGCUCCCCCCUUCACAUCGAACUGAUAAGGAGAAGACAUUACGGGACGCUUCCAUGGGCAUACAGCCCCGUGCUCACCGAGAGCACGGUUUUAAACGUUUAGCUGGCCCGGGUGCCAAUCGUGCAUUCACUUAGGCUUCGAGUUUUCCAAGUAACGUACGUUACGUUAGCUUCAGCGUUUUUAAACGAUACAAUCGCGUCGCCUGUCAAGAUAGUAUUAACAAGACUCGGAGAAAGAUGGGCGACAUAAAGCCGUCGACAUCUCCCGCUUUCCAGUCUGAGGGCUUCAGUCAACCCUACAGGAAGAGGAAAAGGACAGUGGAAGAUUUUAACCAGUUUUGUACGUUUGUUUUGGCCUAUGCUGGUUACAUCCCAUAUCCCCAAGAGAACUCUUCACUGCGAAGUACUUCCAGCCCUCCCAACAGCACCGGAAGCACAGUUGAUAGCGACGGAUGGACCCCGGGGCCAUCGCCGUCUUGUCCCCAACACCCCUUCAUGGUCCCCCUGGACAGGAACAGAAACCAUCCACAGCUCGGGGCCACAUUGUCCAGUCACAUCAAGAAAGAUCACACGUUCACCAGCCUGCAUCCGGAGGAUCGCAGGAAAGCCGAGAAACUGAAGAAGAAAAAAAGGAGAAAGGAGAGGGAGCUUCAGGCCACUGAGGAACAUGGCCAAGCUAAGUCGCCCGACCCGGGACGACCGCCUCCGUUCCCCUUUGGCGACUUGCCCAUAAAAGAGGAGCCGGAAGACGACAUCAGCAUUCUGCUCCAUCCUCAGCACGUCACCAACCCGUCCCAGUGCAAAGAGGAGCAACAGCAAGAACGGAGCCAGUGGGACGGACGGGAUCUGGAAGAAGGCGUGGUCAAAGUACAGAAAGUGGAGGGCAUUUCUGGAAGCAGAACGGUGUUCCGUCAGGGCAAGCAGGUGGUGUUCCGAGACGAAGAUGGGUCGGGAGAGGAUGAAGAUAUCAUGGUGGAUUCAGACGACGACUCAUGGGACCUGGUGACGUGUUUCUGCAUGAAGCCAUUCGCCGGCCGCGCCAUGAUCGAGUGCAACAAAUGCCACACCUGGAUCCACCUGUCGUGCGCCAAGAUCCGCAAGAGCCACGUGCCCGAAACGUACGUGUGCCAGAGCUGCCGAGAAAACGACGGACCUGCCGCCGGAGCCGACGCCCGUCGCUCCCACCGCCCUCGCAUCGGUCCACGUAAACACCUGCUAGAAUGACCUCCGAAACGCCACUUGUGAUCCCUCUGAGGAUUUUCCAAGAACACUUGCGGAACUUGAGCAAGUCUCUAUACCCCAUCCGGAGCCUUUUUUUCGCUCUACAGAUGUGUACUUGUGCUUCCCUACAGACUCUCUGCGUAAUGCAAUCACUGAAAGGAUACUCGAAACAGUGAGGAGUAUCUGGCUUUUGGGUGAAAUUUCAGGAUCUCCCGAAAAUGCACGCGAACCGCGACAGGUGACCUUUAUUUGACCUUCUGUGUAGUUUUGAUCGCCAUCGUGCCAUCACAGAAUGUUGCCCUUGCGAUCCUUGUUGAAGAACAGCAAGUGAUGCAAAAAGUACUCGACCAUGUCAACAGUUGGACAAGCAUUCCAAAGGUUAAGACGUGAGACAAAAGUUCACCUGACCAUGUUACGGUCCAUUCUAGGCUUACUUCAAAAUUUCACCCAAAAGCUGAACAUGUAGAAUACGUGUCCGUAGAUGAAGAGAGCAUAGCAGCCGAUGGCUACAGUUGGGGACUGUUGUGUCUUGCGAACACUGGAAAGCUGCCAUGUCGAGGCCCUCCAACAAACUGCCACCCUCUCUGGUGCAUGUAGGGAUGUGUCGGAAAGACUUGUUUGCACUUUUUCUCACUUUAAAACAGACCCUUUGACCCUUUUGGCAAACAAAUAUGGUCAGAUGUAACUGGACUUGAUUUCUUUCUCCCCCUAAGUGGCCUCUUGUUGGUAUGAAGUGGUCGUUUUCAAGGAGAAAACAAGUAAAGCCUUGCGGUAAUUGUUUCAGAUGGUGCUAUAGUAUUAAGCUGAUAAUCCAAUAGAACAAAGAUCUAGACUCCAUCUGCUUCAUCCGUGCUUUUUGUUAUUUAAGUCCACUGUGGACAAAUAGAAGCCCAGAGAGGUGGUUCCUCUCGCUUUCUCCUCUUCUCAAGCCGUCUUCCAAUGCCGGAUGCUGCACGUAUCGACGAAAAGGGAGAUGGUUCCCUUCUUUCAUUUCUAUCGGUCAAGCAUUGUCAUCGUUCAUCAGUAUUUUCACCUUCACUAUCAGUUCAGCUGGUUCAUUCUUUAAGCUUCCUUUGUCACAUAUAUUUAUGGAAAGGACUGAAGGCCGUUCCGUUCAAAGCUCCAGCAGCAAGUGUGAUGGUUAGUUGACUGGAAUAGUGUUGACAUUCUCUCAAGAGUUGAUGCGUUUGAGGGAGGAGAGGACGUGGGGAGGGCAAUGCCAUGUGCUGCUAUGAAAAUAGCUGGUUUCUGGUCUUUUACCGUAAGAUGGGCAUCUGCAAUUGUAAUCAGCUUUGGUGUCCCAUCACUUCCCAGUUUUAACAGCAGUAUUCACAUACCUUCACCCUCAGCAUGUUUACUGGGAAAACGUUUUUUUAGGGUUCUUUUUUUUGGCCCCACUUUUUCCCUUGAAACUUGCUGCCAUUUGGAUGAAGUGUUGUGAACGUUCGUGCCAUGGACCUGUUUUUUCAUCAGUUAAAGAAAAGCCAUACUCCAGUGUCGAGUGACAUGAAAGACAAGACUGGGAGACGCAGUUUUUAUUCUAAGGACGGGGUUUCACAGCACACAGUCACAGACUUUGACCAGAGAACGUGUGUGUCUGGUUGGCAAACGAGUGUCUUCUGUUGCUGUGCUGCCAAUAAUCAGCCCGGUUGGGAUGUUUUCGAAAUGACAAGCACUGUUAUUUCAUUGAGAGCCCUCUUUUUUAAAAGAUCAGUUAGAUGUAAAAGUACAAUUAACAAUGGUCUACGUGUGACAGAAGUUGGUUUAUUCUGAUGGGUUGAGUUGUCCACUCCCCUUAUUGAGAAUGUGUCAUGUAUACUGUGUGGUGAAAACUGUUUCUAUGAAACUAAUGUAAAGUAUUGUAAAUAAAGAGUUACCAUUUUA
Messenger RNA from Hippocampus zosterae (dwarf seahorse), 3173 nucleotides. It is a transcript of the gene phf13, whose product is annotated as PHD finger protein 13. The record is from RefSeq and is a predicted model, not a curated record. NCBI's taxonomy places the organism in Eukaryota, Metazoa, Chordata, Actinopteri, Syngnathiformes, Syngnathidae. Gene Ontology annotation, biological process: mitotic chromosome condensation. The transcript is spliced from 5 exons. Gene Ontology annotation, molecular function: chromatin binding. Bases 306 to 1292 code for a protein of 328 amino acids.